Molecule: messenger RNA, 20563 nt
Organism: Cuculus canorus (common cuckoo)
Lineage: Eukaryota; Metazoa; Chordata; Aves; Cuculiformes; Cuculidae
Gene: ARHGAP26
Product: Rho GTPase activating protein 26
Exons: 23
Coding region: 128-2410 (760 amino acids)
Biological process (GO): signal transduction
Cellular component (GO): cytoplasm
Molecular function (GO): GTPase activator activity; protein binding
Source: RefSeq, a predicted model, not a curated record
GCGGUCCUGCCCGGGCGGCUCCGGCUCCGCCCCCGCCGGCACCGCCGCGCCCCGCUCUGCUCCGCGGCUGCUCCGCGCCUGCAACCGCUCCGCUUCCCCCCGGCUCCGGUGCUUGGGCGCGGGCGGCAUGGGGCUGCCGGCGCUGGAGUUCAGCGAGUGCUGCCUCGACAGCCCCCAGUUCCGCGAGCGGCUCCGCUCCCACGAGGCCGAGCUGGACAAGACCAACAAGUUCAUCAAGGAGCUCAUUAAGGACGGGAAGUCGCUGGUCGCCGCCCUCAAGAACCUGUCGGCAGCCAAGCGCAAGUUUGCAGACUCCCUCAAUGAGUUUAAAUUCCAGUGCAUCGGUGACGCUGAAACAGAUGAUGAGAUCUGCAUAGCCAAGUCUCUGCAGGAAUUUGCUACUGUGCUGCGGAACCUGGAGGAUGAGCGGAUGCGCAUGAUCGAGAAUGCCAGCGAGGUGCUGAUCACGCCGCUGGAGAAGUUUCGCAAAGAGCAGAUCGGAGCUGCUAAGGAUGCCAAAAAGAAGUAUGACAAGGAGACGGAGAAGUACUGUGGCGUUCUAGAAAAGCACUUAAACUUGUCUUCUAAGAAGAAAGAAUCCCAGCUUCAGGAGGCAGACAGUCAGGUGGACCUGGUUCGGCAGCAUUUCUACGAGGUCUCCCUGGAGUAUGUCUUCAAGGUGCAAGAGGUCCAGGAGAGGAAGAUGUUUGAGUUUGUGGAACCUCUGCUGGCCUUUCUGCAGGGGCUCUUCACCUUCUACCACCACGGCUAUGAGCUUGCAAAGGACUUCAGUGAUUUCAAGACAGAGCUGACAAUCAGCAUCCAGAACACAAGAAAUCGUUUUGAAGGAACGAGGUCAGAGGUUGAAUCUUUGAUGAAGAAGAUGAAGGAGAAUCCUCAUGAGCACAAAAACAUCAGCCCUUACACGAUGGAGGGUUAUUUGUACGUGCAGGAGAAACGUCACUUUGGGACGUCCUGGGUGAAGCAUUACUGCAUGUACCAGAGGGAUUCAAAGCGGAUUACGAUGGUGCCUUUUGACCAGAAGUCUGGGGGGAAAGGGGGAGAAGACGAAGCUGUUAUCCUCAAAUCUUGUACACGGCGGAAAACUGACUCGAUUGAGAAGCGGUUUUGCUUUGAUGUGGAAGCUGUUGAUCGGCCUGGCGUGAUCACCAUGCAGGCACUUUCGGAAGAGGACCGCAGGCUGUGGAUGGAGGCGAUGGACGGCCGGGAACCGGUCUACAACUCGAACAAGGACAACCAGAGCGAAGGCACCGCCCAGUUGGAUAAUAUCGGCUUCAGCAUUAUCAAGAAAUGCAUACACGCUGUCGAAACAAGAGGGAUCAACGAGCAAGGACUGUACCGAAUUGUUGGAGUAAACUCCAGAGUUCAAAAGCUGUUGAGCAUAUUGAUGGAUCCCAAAACAGCCACUGAGACAGAAACGGAGAUCUGUGCAGAGUGGGAGAUAAAGACCAUUACCAGUGCACUGAAAACCUAUCUGAGAAUGCUUCCGGGGCCGCUCAUGAUGUACCAGUUUCAAAGGAGCUUCAUCAAAGCAGCGAAACUGGAGAAUCAGGAGUCGAGGGUGUCCGAGAUCCACAGCCUCGUUCAUCGGCUCCCAGAGAAAAACAGGCAGAUGCUGCACUUGCUCAUGAACCACUUGGCAAAAGUUGCAAAUAAUCACAAGCAGAACCUGAUGACUGUGGCCAAUCUGGGUGUGGUGUUCGGGCCAACGCUGCUUCGACCUCAAGAGGAAACAGUUGCUGCCAUUAUGGACAUCAAGUUUCAGAACAUUGUGAUUGAAAUUUUAAUAGAAAACCAUGAGAAGAUAUUUAACACAGUGCCAGAGACUCUGCCAUUGAACUCGCAGCUGCUGUUAUCUCGCAAGAAGAGCACGGACUCAAAGCCACCCUCCUGCAGCGAGAGACCGCUGACGCUCUUCCACACGGCACAGCCCAAUGAGAAGCAGGAGAACAGGAACAGUAUCAUCAACUCCAGCCUGGAAUCCGUCAUCUCUUCAAACGCAAACAGCUUCCUCAACUCCAACAGCGCUCCCCAGCCCAGCCUGAACUCAAGUGAUCUUGAACUAGAAGUAAUUAAACCCAACAGGCCAAAUUCACUCCCUCAGAAUCCAAGCCCAACGUCACCCCUCUCACCGUCCUGGCCCAUGUUCUCCGCACCAUCAAGUCCUAUGCCCACCUCCUCUACGUCCAGCGACUCAUCCCCCAUCAGCUCACCGCUGCGGAAAGCCCGAGCUUUGUAUGCCUGUAAAGCAGAACACGACUCAGAGCUCUCCUUCACAGCGGGCACCGUGUUUGAUAAUGUUCAUCCAUCCCAGGAGCCUGGCUGGCUGGAAGGGACCCUCAAUGGGAAGACAGGAUUAAUCCCCGAGAACUAUGUUGAGUUCCUAUAACUUUGGGCGUAACAAGCACCACUGCUGAGCUUUACAUGGUAUCCAUGGCAGCCGCUGGCGGGGAGUCCUGCAGACCUUUUUGCUCUUUGCCACUGUGUGACACAGGGUGAAGGACUUCCCUGUCCCCACUGAGAUGAAUGUUUGUGUGGAUUGUGACAUACAUGUCUCCUCCCAUGCUGCUGCGGUGCGUGCCGGGGCUGUGGGGAGAGCGCUCCUGGGGAGAUGCUCACCCCUCCAACCCCGAGCAGAGGCAGGGCUGCCCAAAGCCCGUGUCCCAGCUGGGACCCGUCACAGCAAUGAGAAAAAACAGCCAAGUGGCAGCUCCACGCCGCAGCAUGAGUGCUCUGUAGGGGAUGAGCCUGCAAACUGUGAACCAGCAUGAGAAAGCCACCGAGCCUGAUGCUCCCUGCGGCGAGGCUGUUUACCAGCUGUAGAGAGCAUGAGAAACACCUGAGGGACUCCAACCCAGCAGCCUCUGCGCCACAGGAAACAGCAGCAAGAAGUCCUUUGCUCCCAGGCCCUUCCCUGCUUCCUGACCAGCCUGAGCAAAGCUCUCCCAUGCAGCCAGGGAGCAACCCAGCCCCUUCUGACACUGCAGCAGCAGGGGAAGGGAUGAGGUGCUUUCGGCUGACGUCAGACCGCAGGCUGGGUCUGCGGCAGGAGUUUGCAGGAGGCUGAGCUUCCCUUGGCAGGCAGCGACCAUCCUGCCGUGCCACAGCAGAGCUCGGCUCUUGCAGGCGAGAGCGAGAUGCUCGGCGGGCUCUGCAGGGCAGGCACGGCACGGGCCAGCGCUGUCAGAACUCGGCAGGCGUCACCACGGUGGAAGGGAGAAUCUUGGGACCAAACCUCUCAAACAUUUCUUUUUUACAGAUGUAAUUUUUUCACAAGGUAACCAUCUAUGAUCUGUGCCGCCUGCACUUCCUUCCUGGAGGGUGAGAUGCAGCUCCAGAUAAACACCGCUCCUUCUGUCUGACCGACUUUCCAAUGCGCGUUGCACAGAUACAUCCAAGCUUUCGUGAAUGCCCAGGCCAGUGAUGUGCCAUUGUGGAGCUGCGUUUGCUAUUCUCCACCAUUGCUUUUUAGGUGGUCUCCUUGCUUGAAGCCUGGCUUGUAGUCCGUCUGUGCCAAGUCCGUGCAGUGUUGGUUGUGCAAGGUGAAUUAUUUCGAUCUUCACAGGACAUUUAGUGUUGAUGUGACCAAGCUACGGUUUAUGGAAAACCUUAAACAAAAGGAUGAGCCCAUCGGCUCCACCACCCCUGUGUUCCUGCCCAGGAGAGCACGCUCACGCCUCCGUGGACAUGCAGCGAGUGGUUGACAGAGCAAAUUUGCAAAUCCCUUGCCAUUCUGGGUCAUUUUGGGUCAUCAUGAGGCUUUGAGCAAUCUGAUCCAGUGGGAGGUGUCCCUGCCCGUGGCAGGGAGUGGAACUGGAUGGGCUUUGAGAUCUCUUCCAGCCCAAACCAUUCCACGAUUCUGUGACUUUUAAGGGGGAGGGUGGGAGGAGGAGCCCUGCGGGACUGCAGAGCCGGGUGUGUUGAGAGCUGGAAUGAUUAUAUUUUGUGAUAGAAAAUGGUGAAAGAAACCCCAGCCUGUUGGUGGAGAGAGACUCUGUUGUGCAGAAGCAGCGCUGCCACACGCUGCGGGGAUGGGUGUCGUGUAUUUUGUAAUAAUUUUAAAGACGCCGAGUGACUGAAUUGCUGUAUGUGUCACUUUUUAUUUUUGAAAGAAUUAAUGUAUAAAUAGAGUAUCUUAAAAUAUUAUGAGAGAAAGAUCUAUAUUUGAUAUUUUUAGAAGACCUGUAAUGUGAGAAGUGAAGGACAUUUGAAACCGGUUACAGCAGAGCGCUUGCAAACACCCUUGCAUCCCGAACCCCCUCCAGGCCUUGGGCUGCCUUCCCCUUUGCUUCAUGGUGUCACUUAGAAAUGAGGGAAACUGAAAUUUCUGACCUCUUAACGUUUCUUUCAUGGUAAUUAAACUUCCUGGACUUUGUCUUGGGGAAAAAAAAAGAAAAAAAGAAGGAAAACUGGAUCUUUUUGUUCCUGAUUUCUAGGGCUGGUGCAGUUCGGCUCAUCUCCCUGGGACUGUAGCCACUGCGUAAGGGACACCCUGAGCCCCUGGGGCGCGCCGGGCACAGGACAGGCCUGGCUGGAGCUGUUUGCGCAGGGGAGCCUCCAGUCUGUCCCAUGGCUUGUGCUGAAGGGCAUUGGAUGAAGAGGUCUGGAGGGAUAAAAGGCAAUGUUUCCCAGGCGUGUUGCUGGUGCGUGUUCAUCCUUGGAUUUAAUAGUGCACAUUUGUAUCAUCUGUUGGCUCUCCUGGAGCGGAGGACAGGGCUGGGCUCGAUGUAGCCCCGGCAGUCUCUGUGGCACUGGAACCUUGCGGGGCUGCUCGGUGCUGCGGACAAAGCCCUCUUCCAGGGCCGUGGGAGAGGGAUGGGAAGGACUAAUGGAAAGGAGACAAGAAAAAAAGGCUCAGUAUUUCAUCUGUCAGCACUAUUUGCUUGUGUUCAGGACCAUCCUGUCCCGAGCCGCUCAUCCAACAUGCUCCCUCCUGCCUUUGUGGGAUGCUGCCGGAGCCGGGGGCUCUCGGCUCAGACAGGGCUUUCCCAGCACCGCCUUCUGUCUCAAGCGGGACUCGGCCCUGGAACAGAAAGCUGUGGACAAAUGAGAAUGUCAGGCAUGACAAAAACACUCUAAAAGGCAUAUUUAAGGAUACGGCAUUUAGGGACCUCGUUAGUAAUGCUGCCCGAGCCCCAGCGGCGGCUGCUCUGUGCCAGCAGGCUGCUGCCAGCCCUUAUCCCCACUAAACCUUUCCGUGCACUGUCCCCCCUUGGCUCUUCAGAUGCUCGAGUUAUUUUGAGAUGGGAGUAAAUUCCUUCUCCCAGGCACUUAGGAGCUUUUGGAUGUGCUACCUAGAGAGUUACUAGGAACAAAAGUCCCACGCAAACCUAUUUACAAGAUGUCUUCUGGAGGAAGGGGAAAUAAAGCAUCCGCAGAAAUUAUUGCUCUUACAGGAGAACUCACGGAGUUUUUUUUUUAAUUAGAACUUCCCAAAAAGAAAAAUUUGGCUGAAAUGCUUACUAAAUGGUCCCAUUUUGGGCCAGCUUUAAUACUGGAAUAAACACUGGUUUAUUCCAAGGCACAUUAAAGAUAGAAAAUAGUUUUGUAAAUCAGCUUGACAUGAUAUUUGAUGCUUGCUAUGAAAGCAAUCAGUCACAAUUAUAAGCAAGCAGGGUGUUUAGUCUCUCCUGUAUUCCCUGUCCCAUCAUUUUAGGCAUUAGCCCCCCCGCAAAAGGACACGGUUCAGUAGUCUCUGUUGAAACAGAUGUCAAACAAGUGUUGGCAUGCUUUCCUGCCAUGUCUUGAGUCAACAGCACAAGUCCUACCAGUUGGUUGCACCAGCACUGGUCCCCACAUCCCAGUGUCCAGUAACACGUGUGGCAUUUCUGAGGUCCCGACGAGAUGCUGGUCCGUGUCGCUUUACCAGUUUCAUGGGGUUUUGCAGCGGGAAGUGAAGCGCCUCAAAUGGAUUGGGAGAACCCAGACUGCUGCCCAUGCUCUGGUCGCUCCUCCCUGUGCCCCACUGGGGGCUUGGGGUGGGGAAUAGGUUGGAGUUGGGUUUUGCUUGCGUUGGGGUUGGGUCAGGGUUGAAUUGCAUUGGGUUGGGUUUGAGUUGGCUCAGAUGAUUUUUUUCGAGCAGGCGAUUACUCAGUAAAAGCAACAAUUUCAGGCUCUGACCAUGAAUUUUUCAGAUUCCCAUCUGGCUCCACAGUCAGACAAAACAUCCUCCUGGUAAUUGUCUUGUCUCGAGAAGACUUCUGCUGAGUUCGGUGGCCUGAAUAGCAGCCCAGACCAUUAAAGCUAAUUACAGCCGUGCUCCAUAGCUGCUCGCAGCACUCGGCUAUUGCUCUAACACGCAAGCGUGUGGAUGCUGUGCCCUCAGCGCCAACACAUCAAGCUGCAGGCGGGCUCCUGCUGGCCCUGCUGCUGCCCAAGGCAGACUUAAACAGCCAUCGUACGCUCGACAGACCAGGUACCAAAACGUCACAGCUCCUCUGGGUGCCAGAGGGAUGGGACCUUCCUGCACGGCUGCGGGCAUGAACACAUGGGUGCGUACGCAGCAGUGUGUCCGUCUGCACGGGGCUCUGGCAACACAAACACCUUCGCUUUGGGGCAUGGGCUGCACCGCUGAUCCUGGCAUGGAGGUUUUGUUGUAUCGAUUUCAGGCUCUGCUGCCUCUUUAUUUUGUAAAUUGCAGUUGAAGCACUGGAAUUUGCCCUCACAGGUUAUCACUUAUUUUAGUUUCACUUCUGCUGACAGCUUAGAAGAGGGAGGCGGUGAGGGCUGGGAGGAGGAUGCUGGUUGGAGUCCUGCAGUGCUGUCACGUCUGGGCCCUGCAGGAGCCAGCUGAUGGCUCUGUAUUCUGAUUGAUCCAAGAGAUUUCACAGCAGAAAUCCCUACAGCCUUAUGUAGUAUUUGUUUAAGUCCCUGGGGUGCCUCUAAGAGCCCUUUAUUUCUGGCCGGGGUCUGUCCCGAGGAGCACGGGAGCUGUACUCCCCAGGCUCUGUCUUUCAGAUGAAUGUUCAGGAGGAUUUCAUUUGGCAUUAGGGCUCUCCUCUGCCGCCCUACACUCCCCGAGGCAGUACAGGGGGGAGCGGCAGUUCCCCAGGAGCUGCUUUUCGUGAAAUGGUGGGAUUUGGUCAGCAGGUUCCGCACCACUGGGCAAAACGUCGCCCUGCUCCUCCCUUGACACCUGCACGGGGCGCGGGGCAGCCGCAGCCAGCGGGGCCCUGAGCUCGGGGCACAGGGUCAGGAAAUCAAGGGUGGGACGUAGGACCACAGCAGGUGCAGUGGGAAGGGGGAUUUUCAUGGAUACAGCACAUUUUCUAGUUACUCUUCUACAUGGAUGUUGAUGCCCAAAGGCAGAACUCAUGUGAAGCCCUUUAAGCCGUAAGCAUAAGGCAAUGGUCCCUGUACCUAUCUGAAAAUCAGAAUCAUCCUUUGCUAUGGAAAAAUGCAAAGGGGUCUUCUUGUCCCCAUAUCCAUGGAGGAUUCUGCCACACACUCUCUGACAGUAUUUCCCUUUGUGAGCUGUGUUUGCUGGAAGGGGACUCUGCACCCCGAAUCCCCCGUCGCUCCCAGAGCCCUCACCACUCUGGAGAGCACCAGGCAGGCUUUGAAACUUAGAGCUGCUGCCUCAUGAGAACGAGACAGGAAUAAGGAAGAAAAACCACCCCUAAACCUGAAUUCUCUUAUCCCAAAUCACUCCCAGAAAAGCUCUUUCCCUCUUUGCAGUUUUGCAGUGAUGCAUCUUUCCUGUAGAGAUGCCUUUUAUGUUCUUUUCAGCUCUCAAGUGCGCAGCACUGAAAAGGCAAACCAGACAGAUUUCCUCAGCACCCAGAAACCCUCUCUCCCCUGUCAGGCUGUGCACUGUCCCUCUGCCACCAGGCAGAGCCAUCCCAGCCCCGCGCCUGCCCUGCCUCUGCUCCCCAUCCUUUGGGGAAAUCAGCCCCCGAUCCGCACUUCAUAUCAGAGUGCUCGGUGCCAUCUCCCGAAAUGAUUGAAAUAGCACAAAACUCGUGAUUCUCGUGCUCUUGGGAGCAGCACACGGUAAAUCAUGGCUGGACUGGAAUAGCUCUUGGUAAUGAAAUACCAGGCACAGAAAUAUCCCCCUGGCGCUGUGCGUGCCAUGCGCCUGCGGCCCGGCCGCGAGGCACGGAGCGGGUACCGGUACAGACACAAACCUCUGUUUCUACUCAAAACACGUAGACUUUAUUUCCCUGGAGGCGGGUGCAGCCUUGAUUGCAUGUAAGGAUUUUCCACCGCCUGGGAAGGCGUUUGCCCUGCGUCGCUCAGGCCUUGUCGCCAGCCUCGCUGGGCACGAGCAGAGCUCCGUCCCCCGCAGCUCGCAGCCCUCCGAGUGCCCCAGCCCCUUGGCUGCCCACGGCAUCUGCCUUGUGUGGCCUGGGACGUGAGUGUUGUCUUUUUUCCCCCCUUUUUUUUAGCAGCAUUUCUACACUGCCUCUUGCUUUGGAGCCAGGGACAGAGGCGUGAGCAAGGAAAGCAAUGCCAGCGUGAAAAAAAACCAGCGGGGUGUUUGCAUGUUGCGCCCGCAAUCCGUGCCAGUGGGUCAGAGGGGGCUGUGCAUGAUGUGCUCGAACAGGGAUUAAAAGGGAGCGGAGGCAGGGAAGGAGCAGGCGCUCCCUUGCCCGUGGCGAUGGGCACCCGGAGCUGCCAGCGCAGCGAGGGGCUGCGCACGCGGAGCCGGGGCUGCUGGGCAGAGGCUGCGGCAUCCCGCGGCGUCCCUUGGGGAGAGCUCUGUGCUUGAUUUUAAUAGGUCUUGAUAUUUAGUAGCCAAAGAACCCUGUGUCUAAGGUCACCUCUCUCAGGCUGGAGCACAUGCGCAGAGAAGCACUGGGGGUGUCACACUGCAGCAGUGACACCCCAUAGACCCGCUGACGAGCAGCGUCUCAUCCCCACGCGCACACGGGCUGUGGCGGGCGCUCAGCACUGCCCAGGCACACCCACAUCCCUGCGGGGCUGCCGGGGGGAGCAGGAACGUUGGGGGUUUGUUUAAAAGUUGGGUGCUCAAGGACUCGGUUUAGUGGCAGGAAGGAAUGGUUGGACUUAGGAUGAUCUGAGAGGUCUUUUCCAGCCUAGUGAUUCCAUGAUUCUGUGAGUCUGGUGGGUGACCUGGUGGUGCCCGAGCAGGAGGCAGACGCGCCGUUCCUGACGGACGGUGGCACUUGUCAGAAGCUGUGGCUGCCCUCUCCCAGGGCUCGGUUUGGCAGAUUAUUGCUGCUGGGACAUUGCUCGCUUGCUUUUCUCCAGCGAUACUACGUGGCUGCGAAAGCCCGUGCACCCAGGCAGCGGUGUCCGAGGGAAGCAGCACCUCCCACCCCACCCAGAGCUCCAGGGAGUGAGGGCUGAGUGUCGCUGUGGGUGACAGGGUUUAAUCAAGCAGACAGGACAGACCACGUCAUUGCUUAAAGCGGGAGGAACUGCUCGGGCUAUGGUUGCGUCCCUCCCACCCAUGGAGGCACACAGGGCCCGUGCACACUCCUGCGCACACAGCGAGGACCACGUCCUCCCUGACCCUGGUUGUUCCUGCAAGCGCCAAGCGAUGCCCUUGCAGCCGCCCCGCAAGGACAGGGUCACCCGCAUCCCUGCGCUGCUGUCCCCAGCGGCGUGACCGCCGCCAGCUGACACCCACGGGCUGACGGCGAGAGCCCGCGCAGCGCCCAUGCCGGCCAAGCUCUCGCCAGGUCGGUGCUGGCUGAAUGCAGGUGGCUCUGUAGCUGUGGGAAGUUACCUACGCGGGGAGAGCGAGCCCCGUGCUGCAGGGAUGUGUUCUGCUUAGCAAGUGCAUGGUAUUUUAAUUAUUCUAACGAACAAGAAACCUCAAAGCAAUUAUAGUUUGUACAUUUGGGCUAAUUCAAAUCCUCAGCUUUUGGGAAAUAAAGAUUAAAAGCAAGUUUUUUAAAAGAAAUAGCUGUUUAAAGUUCUAUUCUCUGGGUGAGGAGCUGAUUAUUUGAAGAUGAGCACGGCAAAGCAGCUUGUAAUUUAGCACAACUGUUUGACAGCUCACAAGGUAGCACCUAGCUAUUACUUAUUAUAAAUCCUCCCUUCUGUUAAUGAAGCUUAUUCUUGCUUCUAAACCUCAGACAAAAGGGUUUAGAUAAUCACACCUGGGCUCUAAAACUCACUGACGCACUCAGGAAGGAGAAAUAAAAAAAAGCCCAGCGGCCGGGCACCCUGGAAAUCUGCCGCAGGGUUCAAAUGAUAUGGGAAAUGUAGGGAAGAUGGUAAGGACAUGGGAACACGGACGGAGUUUAAAAAAACCUAUUUCCAUGUCAAGAUUUCUGCAUCCCAUCUCCCCAGCUCUGCAAGAGCAUCGCAUCCGCGUGCUGCGCCCCUUCUCUGAGCUACCCCAAGGUUGAGGAGGUUUCCUUAAACAAAUGGAUAAUUAAAUCAACCAUAGCCAUUGUUAACAACCACCUGAGAGGCUGAGAAAUAGUAAUGGGCACUGGAAAAGGCACUGCAAAUGACCACCAGGAUGACUGCAAUGCAGAGCAAUGUGAAGGCAGACCCUCGCCACGCCGUGAGCAUCCUGGGGGUGGGGGGCAGCUCCCAGCCGGCCCCUUUGCUCAGCUUGGUUUUAAUCCCAGCUUUCAUUCCUGCCAGCAUCCCACUCAUGGGCGCUGGGGGCUCUGCCCAGGCCAGGGGAGGUUGUCCUGCAGUGGUGGAUGGCACGGUCACCUCUGCAAAAGCCUUCAGAAGUGGGGGAACUUCACAUGGUGCUACCAUCCCACUGGUGGGUCUUCCUCCAGCAGCCUCAGGAACUGCUAAAUGCAAGUAGAAGCAAGUGCUCCUGUUCACCAAAGCAAAGAAUUGGCUUCAUGCAAACCUUGUUGGGAGAAGUGGGGUUUGAAAGAAGACCGCUGGAGCCUUCCUUCAAGCUAAGUUCUUAUUUGCAGUGGCUGGGACAGCACGGUCAGCCCCCCGGCUGGUUUCUGCUGUUCAGGCAGCCACCACAGAGGGUUUCUCAAGCUUGCAUUGGGAAAUGGCGGCACUGUGGCUCCCUCUGCCAGGGCCCUGGUGGCCUGGGGCCAGCCCAGAGGGGCUGCAGCUGCGCUGGGGCCGCUGACCCGGCCAGGACCUGCCUCGGCUGCGGCAGCGAGCGGCGUGGGCUUGGGUUUUAACUCAUGUUUCCAGCUGCUGUUAGAGCAGCUCUUGUGCAAACAAUAUUAUUCCAAUGUUGUUUACUUGUAACUCACCCUGGAGGCAGCGUCACCGUCCUGGCCGGCGCUCAGGGCCGGGCACAGUGCUCACACCAAGCCCUCCUCGUCCUGCCUGGGGCAGAGUCACAGAAUCAUUUAGGUUGGAGAUCUUUAAGAUCAUCGAGCCCGACCAUAAACCUCACACUGCCGAGCCACCACUUAUCCGUGUCCCAGUGUCAUGUCCACAUGGCUUUUAAGUCCCUCUAUGUCCCCACCACUGCCCUGGGCAGCGGGUUCCAAGGGGCACUGGCCCUCUGCUCGGGUCUGUAGGUGCGGGCACGGGGAGGGAUGGGAAACCCUUACUGCUCGAGCUACAGUGGCCUUUGUUUGCCAGCCCCGUCGAUCCUGUGGAUGUUUUGCCUGUUAGAGGUUAUUAAUUUUGCUGCAAUCGUAAUCUGUAUUGGGGGCUGCUAUUUCUGGGGCUGGGAAGCGCACGUGCUGCUUCUGGCCUGCCACUGCCUUUGCUUUAUCGGUUCUUCUAAAAUUUGAUUUGCCUUGGCUUUGUGUUCCAUGAACGUUGCUCGGCGCUGGCCUGGUACCGGCACCGCCGGCCGCUCCAGAGCACCCGGGGAUGGCCCUCCGGCCACCGGGACGAGAACCAGUUAAGCUGCGGGUCACAGUCACUCCUCUGUUUAUUAUUUAUUUCCCCAGCAACACUGAUAUAUUUAGACCAAUCGCUUUCAGCUUUUUCAGGCCCAUUCUGCUCAGCAAAUCCCAGCUGCAGUGGGAGGGAGUCCUGGCCACGGAGCAGGGCCAAGGGGCGCCGGCACCAUGAGCCCCUCUGGGCCUCGAGGGGGUCCAGGGGUGGGAAGCAGCCCCUGCGGAUGGGGAGCAGCCCCUGUGGAAGGGGACAGGGUUUGGCGCUGGGUGAGGGUCUGACCCACACAUGGGAAGAAGCACCCCACAAAGUAGGAGACUGUGAAAGCAAUGUCUGUUGGGUUUCUAUUGGUUUGCAAAUUGCUGGGUUUGUUGGAUUUUUUUUCAUUUUUUGGUGAUUUCUCUGGUUUGAGCCCUGCAGGAAGGUAUUCGUUUGUUUGAUGUAGGAGCACAUGUGGCUCUUCUGCAUCUUGGCUGCACGAGUACCAUCUGCAAGCCAGAAAGGAAAGGAGUAUGAAAGACAUAAGGAAUUAAACUGUUGAGUUUUCAUUUCGGGAUGCUCCUUGCAGGAGCUCAGCUGUGGCUGUGGAGAGGCCGGGACAGACGCUUGCGGAGUGCAGGGCCGGUGGGAGCCGUGGUCGGAGACAUCGCUGCUGGGGGACACAGCGGCUCAGCCACAGCUGUGACCAAAGAGUGACCAUUGGUUUGGUAAUUUGGAAAACGUGAGUCCAUCAUUUAAUCUUCAUGGAGAGACGCCUCAGCACUGUGCUUCUGACGGGGGAAAUAUUUGUCAAACUGUUGAUGAAUAUUAUUUAGGCAAAUAAUAUUUCAUAAUAGCUUAUUGGACAAAUGCUAUGGUUUCAGAGCUUCUGAUUCCCUCGGCGGCUUCUGUUUUUCCAAGUCCGUAACAGCACAAGUGACUUCAUCCCAGUGCAUCUUCCUAGGAUAGUCCACGUCCCAUGUCCCUGGCUGUGGCCGUGUUGCUCCCGAGGGAACCAGGGAAGCUCUUCCAUGGCCUCGCAGCGUCAUCAGCCCUGAGUCCUGCAGGUAAAGCACUUGUCCAGCAUUCGCUUUCUGGUACGGUUGGACUCGAUCUCAAAGGUCUUUUCCAAGGAGCUGAUUUUAUUCUAUGACCAGCAAGAGGGUGGCGUGCAGGCACUGGUACCUUUCCAUCCCCCCAUCCCAUCCCAGGCAGCGCCCAGGGACCCUUCCCCGUGGCAGGAGCUGUGCGACAUCUCCCAUCAAACACCGUCACUGUGGAGAGCAGAGGGGCUUCUCGCUGUUGUUGGUGUGGUUAAGGUUCUGCUGGAUUUUACUGUAUUAUUCAUAACUACUGAGAUUCAAUUCACAGUGCUUCAGGCCGGUGUUUGUUUUCCCCCUUCUUUCCUCCCCUCCUCCUUCUUGCAAAUCCUCUCAGCGCUGGCGCCGGGACACACGUGUGUGCAGCUGGGAGCAGCCCCGCUCCCUGCUGCAUGACGGUGGAUGUGGAGAAACGUCUGUGUGUAUAUAUUAUGUAUGCACAUCCAUAUGUUUGUCACUGGCUUGUGACCACAGAGCAUUCAAGCCUGACUCCAUCCUUGCCCUCCCUGUUCUCCCCAGACACUAUCUGAGAGAAAACAGGGCUUGCCAUGGUUAUUAGUAAGCUGUCCCAGCUAAAGGGAAAGGAGCCGGGCAGCUGUGGGAUGCAGGAAGGCUGGGAAGUGCUGUGUGUUGGGUGCAGCUUCGUUAAAAUGAAGGUGGAAAAGACGAUGGGGGAAAAAUAGGCAAGAAAAAAAAAAAAAGGAAGGAAGAAAAAGAAUAAAAUAAAGGAGAAGGAAAAAAAGGUGUUGAUCAGGGGACUGGAGCAUGUCCCAUCCAAAGACAGGGGGGAGAGCUGGGGUUGUUCAGUCUGGAGAAGAGAAGUCUGCGCGGAGACCUUAGAGCAGCUUCCAGUGCUGAAAGGGGUGCCAGGAAAGCUGGGAGGGGCUCUGGAUCAGGGAGGGCAGGGACAGGACAAGGGGGAAGGGUUUUCAGCUGAAAGAGGGGAGAUCCAGAUGAGAUCGUAGGCAGAAAUGUUUCGCUGUUCAGGUGGGGAGGCCCUGGCCCAGGCUGCCCAGAGCAGGGGUGGCUGCCCCAUCCCUGGAGGGGUUCCAGUCCAGGUUGGAUGGGGCUCGGAGCCCCUGAUCCAGUGGGAGGUGUCCCUGCCCAUGGCAGGGGUGGGAAUGGAUGGGCUUUGAGAUCCCUUCCAACCCAAACCAUGCCAUGACUCCAUAAAAAGAAAAAAGGCUUGACGAGGUUAGAGCUGAUGCCCUGGCCCUGCUGGGUGACUCUUCCAUGCACCAGGGGAACGGGGCUCAUGGUGUGACUUUCACAGGGGAUGCUGCCGAGUGGGACUUUGCAACCCUGCAUGGCCGAAUCCUUCCCCCCGUGCUCAGCAGACCCGAGCGCUUUGCCCUGGGCCGGACAGAGCCUCCAGGCAGGGAACAGAGCGGCCGCUGGCAGCGUGUGACCCGCAGCCCCCAGCAGCCCCGUGCCGAGCCCGCUCGCACUCAUUCUUCUGAAAACAAAGAAACAUCCCACUUGAACCAAACCCAAAAACCUCCCAGUAAGUGUGAGGAAAGGAAAAAAAGGCAAGCGUGGGUUUUCUGAGCUGCCAGAGGGAGCUGAAGCUGUGCUUGGCAGCGGGCUGGGAGGGGAUCCAAGUCCCGUUGCUCAGCUCCUCCUGCAGCUGCAGCUCCCGCUCCCCUCGCUGAGCACAAUGGGGCACUCUUUUUGGUGUGGAUCACAUCAGGCAGAAAGGAUAACCCUGUCCUGGAGCAUUAGCAACACAAUUAGUGGCCAUAGGAGAUGCUGCGUCAGCAGUUUCCCCUCCCUCUUUCGUGUGGUUUGAUCUUGAACCAACAGAGCCUAUAAUUAGAAGGAUUCCACUUACUUGUUAUUUUUUAAACUUAAAAUUCCCUGUUGUGACCUCAGAGAAUAUCCUUAAUUAUGCCUGGGAGCUGUGCCAGGCCUGUGAUGCAUUGAGUGAGAAUAUUGACCGUCCUCACCACUGCUCCAGCGUUGCUUCAGAGCAAGUUUUUAUCAGCCAUUCUGUGGGCCUGGGCAUUGCGACUCACUUUUAAUCCCUUUCAGAGGGUUUCUCUGGCUCCCGCUCUUCCAGCCUCACUUUGGCAAGCUGAAUAUUUACACUUCUUUUUUUUUGUUUUAAAAGGUACAUGUCCUAUACAAGAUAUUUUCAAGUCCAGUGUCCAACAUGAAGUCAUACGUGCUCAAGCUGGGGGAUCUUAAAUGACAGGACUGUAAAAAUGGCAUUUAAUGGCAUCUUUUCCAAAGCAUUCUGAAAUCCCAUCAUUUUAUUGGGAAAGCAUGAACAAAACAAAUAAAAAAUCACAAGUUUCAAUCUCACGCUGGGUUCCAUCGAAAUUUCUUAGGGGAUGGAGAUGGAGCCCAAGAAGGCAUUGUGAAACAAGAGAGGAGGGCUGCCCGCCUCCCCGCAGCUCAGCACCGCGCACACCAAACCCACCCAACAGGGCAGGAGGGCGGUUAUUUUACCUCUUGGAACAGGUCCAGAGGAGGCCCCAGACAUGAUGCGAGGGCGAUUUCCAACCUAAAUGAUUCCAUGUUUCUGUUCUAUGAUCUUUAAUACCUGAUGCAUCUCUUUAAAGCAUCCUUUCAUAUUCGUUACAAAGUGAUGUAUUUAUGAUUAAUCCUUUUCUUGGAUCUCCUCUGACCCCCAUCUCCAGCCACCUAGCUUAGAAAGUUCCACAGUGAGAUUUAUGCAAGCCUUUGUUUUAAUUGCAAGCAAUUCAAUGAAAUCGUUCCCUGCUGGGAAGCUGGCAUUUUAUGUUGCUAUUAAAUGAUAUUUUAUUAUAGCACACAUGUCACACUGUUUGCUAUUCAAUGGGGUAAAGACAGGAGCUCUGCUAAGGAAAAAAAUAUGCAUUAGUUUUAUUUACUGAUGGUUUGAAGAUGAGUUUUUUAAAACUCAAGCAGGCAUAUGGCAGGAAAGGAAUUUUAUGGUGGUGGAUUUUGUUGCAGGGCAGCGAGACUUUGUGAACCCCCGGCACGGUGUCCACCACCCACCCACAGCCCAACAGAGCCGCUCCCCAGCAGGGAUGGUCUAGGAAAUAAUUUUUUCCACAGUUUUGGUUAAAUUUUGCUCUUGGAAAGUUAUGACCUUCUCACGCAGGGUGCCAUCCCACUGGCCCAAGGGCAGCUUAACCCCUUAGGCUGAAUCGCUGCAGCCCGUUGCCCCUUCCUGGCAGGGGUGUCACCUCCUCGCACCCCUUCCCGGGAUGGGCAUCACAGCCCUGUGUCCCCGGCCCCCUGCCCAUCCCCCCUCUGCCCCCACGGAGGACUUUGGGGGCUCUGCUGAUGGCACAGCCCUGCACGCCCCAGGGCAGAAACACACCCACGCCAUCGCACAACCCCGCCAAACCAUGGUGCUAAUCCAUCAUAAGGAAUCCCACCUGAAAGGGAGGGUUGGAUGGAACCGAGGGAGCCCAGCAGGGUCAGACAGCCCCGGGACCCCCAGGCAACCACAGCCCCUCGGGGAGGCCUCUCACACCACGCUGUGACUCCAGCUGGGGACGGGGACGGCCACCGACCCACAGAGCUGCCUCCAGCCCCAUGAGCUGCGGGGUCCCCUCCCCAAGCCGCCCCUCUGCCCGCUCAGCUGAGGGUAGACGCACCCUGCCCGCCUCAAGCCUUGCACCGUGACCACCCAACGCUUCGUGCUCUAUUUUAUUUCCCUUCCAUCACUUUCUUGGCGCGUGGUGCCUGCCUCCGCAAGGAGUGUUUACCACCAUUCCCAUCAGUAUUAAACAGUUCAGAAACACUGCAACAACAAAAUAAAUAUUGAAUCAGUUCCCGUCGUUCAUUCUGACCCACCCUGUGCUGCUGUUCUCCACUUACCCGGCCUGGGUUUCACCCCUGUGGUGCACGCACAGGUCGGUGUGCUCAGAGGCACAGACCCGUUCCCAUCCGAUUAGAAAACUGAUGGAGAUUGCCCUCUGGAAAAUGGAUGUGAGCAAGGCAACAACAAUCCUGGCAAGGAAAACGGCAUAAACAGAAUGACAAGGGUGUCAGACACAGCCCCCCACCCCGGGCACGCAGCAAAUGCUACAAAAGCAUUUUGGAGCCAAUUAAUGAAAAAAGCAGAAUUUUAUUAUAUGGUUUCUGUCCAUUAUUCGGCAUUGCUGUAAAUGGCUCACAUUUACUGCAACUUCUGUACAGAUGUGUGGCUUUGUAUUACCAGAACAGCAACUUUAAAUGAAAAAAUAAAUGUUCAACAAUUCCACACAAGCUUUUACAGUCCAACAUUUCACUGAGUAGGUGAAAACUACAGACUUGUUACUACAGAAUUAUUCAGCAUGAAUAAAAAACUACAACUUUUAUUCUUAAACAGGAGCCACUGGUUUAAUUUUUUUUAUGCUGUUUAAAAUUACUGAUAAAAAUAAUGAUUUUUUUAAUAAUGCCAUACACAGGUAUGAUAUAGAUUUGUCCCCAGCAUAUAUCUUUCAUUGAAUAUACAAAAUAGAAUAAUGACACAUUGCGGUCUCUAUGCUGUUAACGCAAGUUAGUUUGGAGGUGGGGAAAUAUUUUCAUACAUACAGCCUUCCAUUGGAAAAUGAGGCCCUAAAUCCUUUCCUGAAGAUUUGGUUCCUAUGCGACAUCGAUGGCUCAGCAACCCCUGGCUGCAGGCUGGGUGAAGGACCAAGCUAAACUGGUACCGACUACAUGCGACGGCGUAACUCUCCCACUAAGGUAAGGUCCUGCAGUCCUCGCUCGCUCACACUCGACUCCGGGACACAGGAUUUUGUCAACACUCAGCCAGUCGCUUCCUCCUGUUCUCCACCUUUGCCCACCAAGACAUCGAGGUCAUUUUCAGCUCCAAGCGGCAGCUCCUGCCACCGCCUCCCAGCGCAAACCUCCCACCAGCACCUCUGACUCGGCCACCUGAGCUGUGCGAGAUGACAGCGGCUCCUGCUCAUCCCCACUCCUGGCUUCUCCCACAUAAGGCCAUUCCAAGCGCUCAGCACGCGCGUCCUGAGCUGCCGGCGGCGGGCGCCCCUCGGUCGGAUGCAUGCACUUUGUGAUAAGGCACUGAAGAGACGAAGUCAGAAUUCUCCCUGCUUUAUCCAGAGUGCAGAUACUACCCACUGCUACAAGGACUACGGAUACACAGAACACAGACUUCUCACUGCUCACUAAUGCACUACGUAUUUCUAAUUGUGAAGUUCAAAACUUAACAGCACGUACAGGACGAUUGCUUUCUCCCAACAUCACAGUUUCCUUUUUUUUUUUCCCCUUAAAUCCACACCCUAAAAAUGAAUGUACAGGCAUAGAGACAAAAAGGGGGUAGAGAGCCUCUCUCCUCCUCUGUUUCCAACCCUCUCACGGUGGCGAUUUGUUCAUGCUCAUGGCAGGUACUCUUCUGCUGGCAAACCCCGAAAUGCUGUGUCUUUGUGCACACGGGCGCAGCCCCACGCUCACGCUUCCGCACCAGCUCUAAUCGAAGUACCUAGGGACACAUGUUUUAAAAACACCCACUAAAGAAUGAACAACUUCUUUGUAACUGAAGAGCCCACCUGCAAACUCCUAUCUGCACCUCAAACAGGUCAUGGGAAUAUUGUCAUGGACUUCGCUUGGAAGUUCAAGUUAAAAUACUGAAUUUUACCUUAGCUGCUACAAAACGCACAAGUUCUUACAGAUCAUUCAAAGAGAAGAGAAUGAGUGCUUUUCUUUUUUUUUAUUAAAGUAUAUUUUACUCAAAGUACUGAAUAUCUUUGUUUAAUAGGUAUACUAUUCAAAGAGAUUUAAGAAAGGCUUAGAAUUUAGUUUCCUGUUUCGCUUUUGCCAAACUACAGAAAUGUCCUGGUUACUGCGAGCGCCCCACGCUCUGUAUUUACAUAUUGCUGGUACCUGUAUGUGUUAUUAUUGCCCAAUUUCUCAAAAUGGAUUUUGCCACGGUGCGUGGGGCUGUCUAUGACAUUAACCCCGCGUGUUCUCAGGUGCCACACAUGCGUCUUUCCAGCUUAUGUCUUUUGCAGCAGAGGUCUGACCUAGCAGUGACGCGAGAAUGGUAACCGAUCACACAGACAGGAGCAUCCAUCCAAGCUCCAACAGCAAUUUCUACACAGUGAUUGAAUCAACACAUAAUUGACCAUAACGACAUCCACCGAACAUAGGUUUUCCUUUCUAACCAGAGUUACUUCUUUGGAUCCUGAACACCGAUGCCGGCAGUACUACCUCCAGACAAACCACAACUUGUACGGGUUACCAUUCAGCAUAUUUGUGACCCCUACAAAAAAUAUAAUUACAUGUAUCAUGAUAAAGCAAUCUGUCAUCUAAAAAUCAUCCUUAUUAUACACUAUACAAGCUAUUUUACAAUCAUUUAAUAAAUUGCUUUUAAAGCUGCAGUAGCCCUUCCCUUCUUUUCUCAGAUCAGCGAAUAUACCGAUUAUACAUAUUUGAAACUAUAACUAAAUAUAAAAAUAUAUUAGGUUUUGUAUUUCAUCAGAUGAUCUUUCUCAUUUCUAUUACACAAAUAAUCUGGCCACUUUGAGUAAAAAUCAAAUUUUAGAGUGGCUUAGUAAAUAUCGAAAUUUUGAGAUACAGAAAAUUGUUAAGGUGCACGUAGAAAAGGCUACUACAGCUUCUAAACGUUUUAAAAUAUCGUUAUCAAUGGCAACAAGGAGAAAUUCACAAGACUUAUGGUAACUUUAUGGCACGCUAGGAAUUCGAUAUGAAAUGAUGCAGCCUUACAAAGACAGAAAGUUUGCCAUACAACUCUAAGACCACGAAAUCAGUAGCGGAGCUUUCCUGCUCUCCAGGAAAGAGGAUGAACCAGUCAUUGACAAGUGCAGAUGUGAAAAUGGGUCUCUAACCACAUGAGUUUGGAGUCUGUAUCUCCAGAGGGACGAUGCGCCGGUGCAGCUGCUCUGCUGUUCUGCCCGCCCGGCAGCCAACGUCUCACUCGAGGAAAAAAUCUCUACAGCGAUACGAGAAACAGAACAAAACCAAACCACUGGGCAUAAUUACAUGUUUGCCUCCUAAGUCAAUGGCAUUUUUCCAUAUAUACUUGUGUGAUGAUAGAUUUAAGUGUAUAAAAUGUGAGUUUCUCCACACAGAAGUAAACUUUUCUUAAGCUAUGCAUAUUUUCCUGAAAGUUUCCUGAUGGGCAGUCAGGACUGAUCUUCUUGGCAUCAAUGCAGCCCAUGACUCUUGUAGUUAUGGCUGUUGCAUUAUAUGCAAAAAUCAGGCUUGGUUUUUUUUCAAUAUAUAAAAUAACCUGCUCAUUUACAUCCAGGUAGGACUGGGUUACUUCUCUACUAAUCUGCAUAUCCAAUGCUUUUGCACGUAUACCAAAAGUAGUCUGGUUCAUUCGCGUCUAUUUAAGUUAGAUUUGAGUGUUCUCCCACCCACCCCUGGCCCUUAAAAAAGACCGAAUCUUUAUGGUCGCUUUGACAGUUCAAAGCUAUUAGGUUAUCAAAGCCCAACCCAUUUUCACAUGGAUAUACUCAAGGAUUACUGUCUAGAGGUCAUUUAGGAAAGCUACGAGCUGCCCCACCUUAAAAAACCAGCUGUACAAUAGGCAUCUUGAAGUAUUACAAAAAAAUCAUGUAAGAAAAAAUGAACAAGCCUAGUUCACGGUAUAUAAAGUUAAAGGAAAUUGCUAAAACCAGACAUUAAAAGCUAUAAAAGGCACAACUUCCCUUUUCCGAUAUACACUUGUAAACUUUCUUCAGGUUACAUGCAGAAACCAAAACGCUACCUUAACUUCAAAAAAAAAAAAAAACAAA